Molecule: messenger RNA, 763 nt
Organism: Oppia nitens
Lineage: Eukaryota; Metazoa; Arthropoda; Arachnida; Sarcoptiformes; Oppiidae
Product: nucleosome assembly protein 1-like 1
Exons: 1
Coding region: 89-763 (224 amino acids)
Biological process (GO): nucleosome assembly
Cellular component (GO): chromatin; nucleus
Molecular function (GO): chromatin binding; histone binding
Source: RefSeq, a predicted model, not a curated record
UCAUUAGUGGUCAGACAGAUCCUAACACAACAGUUACAGACAACAAACGACUGAAUUUAUUACUAAUUCAGUCGACAGUCUCAAGAAGAUGUUUGAAGAUCAACAACUACUGACUACAAGCGCCACAACAACAACAUCACCGGUGAAAGGCAUACCUGGCUUUUGGAUUAAAGCCAUGAAAACUGUUGAUCACAUCCAUCAAUGGAUAGAACCGCGAGACGAACCCGUACUCCAACAUCUGACUGAUAUCAGUAUCCGUUUUGUUGACAAACUCUUUAAAAUUGAUAUCAUCUUUAAGUUUGAAGACAACGAAUACUUUGGAAACCAAGAGCUGACAAAAACCUAUUUUGUGUCAUUCGAACCAAAUGAAGACAAUCCGUGGCAACAACACGACGGCUAUUAUCCGAUUGCACGAAACGGUUGUCGUAUAGACUGGAAAACUGAUCGCAAUAUUACUGAACGGCAGAUGAAAGUCAAGGGCGUAAAGAAUGAAACAUCAAGUGUUGGCAACAAAAGUCAUAUAAAGUUAGUGUCGAUUUUUGACUUAUUUGAUAACCAAUUGCUUCAGAGAUCGCCCAACGAUGACAUUGAUGUCGAAGAAUUUCUUGAAGACGACUGGAGUCUCUCUCGGGUACUCAUCAAACACUUUGUGCCCAACGCUGUCCUCUAUCUUACCGGUGAACUACAUCUGCACGACAAACAAUUGGCUAAAGACAUGGAUGCAAUCGAUGAAGUGAUGGCCAACUAUAAUGAUAAUGACUGA